Molecule: messenger RNA, 4914 nt
Organism: Chelmon rostratus (copperband butterflyfish)
Lineage: Eukaryota; Metazoa; Chordata; Actinopteri; Chaetodontiformes; Chaetodontidae
Product: integrin alpha-D
Exons: 31
Coding region: 97-3660 (1187 amino acids)
Biological process (GO): integrin-mediated signaling pathway; cell adhesion mediated by integrin; cell-matrix adhesion
Cellular component (GO): integrin complex; external side of plasma membrane
Molecular function (GO): integrin binding
Source: RefSeq, a predicted model, not a curated record
UACACAAGCAGCUGCUGCGGAAACAAAAAGAACAGGAAGUAUUGCACAGACACGUUCUGUGCAACACCACCAGCACUCCCAGGAGGCAGAAGAGUGAUGAGAAAGAUGGUUGGACAGUGCCGCAGCUUAAUGCUCACCUACAUGGUGACUGUUGCCAUCUAUACCUCUUUGGCUUUCAACAUUGAUACGACAAAUCCUGAUGUCUAUGCUGGUGAACAAAAAGAUUUCUUUGGAUACAAAGUGCUUCAGUUCAUGUCUGGCACACACAAAGGGAUAAUUGUAACUGCGCCUCUGCAACUAAACGGAUCUGGGGGGAUAUGCAACGCCCAAAAGCCUGACAAGUGUGUCAACCCCAAAGAAAUUUCUCUCGCAAAAACAACAAUACCAGUCAAACACUUUGGCUUGUCGAUGGCUAAAGACCCCAAACACUCCCAAUUCACUGUUUGCAGUCCAAGUGUAGUCCAUGAAUGCGAUGAGAACUCCUAUCUGAACAGUGUGUGUUACAACAUGGCAGAUGAUCUUCAGCAAAUCUCCUUUUUCACACCAGCUUUCCAAGACUGCACAAAAAAGACAGUGGACCUUGUCUUUCUAUUUGAUGGAUCAGGGAGUAUGACUGAAUCAGAGUUCAACAAAAAUAAAGAUUUCAUAGUGGAUAUAAUGAACAGCCUUAACACCACAUCAAUCAAGUUUGCAGCAGUUCAGUUUUCUACAGAAUACAGGAAAGUUUUUGACUUCAGUGACUAUCAAGCUGGUCGUGCUCUUGAUAAACUGAUGGAAGAACCACACAUGAGAAAUCUAACCAACACACACAGCGCGCUCACAUUUGUGUUGGAAGAAAUCCUUGAAAACCCAGGAGCUGGCGCCUCUCCUGAUGCAACUAAAGUUGUGGUACUAAUCACAGAUGGAGAUCCCAGUGACACUGACAGACACGGGAUUAUCAAAAAAUAUGAUGACAAACACAUCAUUCGCUUUGUCAUUGGGGUCAAACAGGCUCGGAUGGAAAAAUUUAUGGCCAUUGCUUCAGAACCAAAAGACAAAAACGCAUUUAAAAUCGAGAACUAUGAUGGACUCACAGGAGUACUGGAAAACUUUCAAAACAAGAUCUUUACAAUGGAAGGCUCCAAAGUGUCCCGGGCAGGAGACAUGACUAAUGAAAUGUCUCAGAGUGGAUUCAGUGCUGUCUUCUACAAGGAUACCUUGAUUCUGGGUUCAGUGGGAUCCAACAUGUGGCGUGGUUCUCUUCAAGAGUUUCAGGAAGAAAAACAAGCACAAAUUGAAGAUCCACACAUGAAGAAUGACUCCUACAUGGGAUACUCUACUUCUGUUGGACAGAAGAAUAACGCUCCUCUAUAUUUCACCGGCGCGCCGAGAUUUGAGCACACAGGACAGGUUGUUCUUUUCAGACACGAUGGAAACAACUGGACUAUAGCCAUAAGAAUAAAUGGGGACCAGAUUGGGUCCUACUUUGGUGCAGAGCUGUGCUCCAUUGAUGUCAACUCAGAUGGUGACACUGAUUUCCUGCUGGUGGGAGCGCCACAAUUUUACCAGCCUCAGGAGAAGACAGAAGGCCAAAUAUACGUCUAUUCACUGACUGAUGAGAUGCAACUGAAACGUGAACUGAAUGUGACUGCACCAUCCAUGGGGAGAUUUGGCACCACCAUAUCCAGUCUCGCAGAUCUGAAUGGAGACGGACUCCGAGACGUUGCUGUUGGAGCCCCGCUUGAGGAUGACAACAGGGGGGCUGUGUACAUCUACCUUGGUGACAGACACAGAGGCAUACGCAGCACUUUCAGCCAGAGAAUCCUCGGACAUAAAAUAAAGCCUGGGCUGAGAUUCUUUGGACAGGCCAUUGAUGGGAACAUCGACCUUGGAGAGGACGGACUCCCAGAUAUUACAGUCGGCUCACAGGGCGCGGUUUUUGUCUUAAGGUCCAGGCCCGUCUUUAAUGUCACGGCGCGUCUGUCUUUUCAACCUCAGGAGAUAAACACUGAGAAACUCGACUGCCUGGGCAACACAGAUGAAAACUUACCAAUGGUUACCUUAACAGCCUGCUUUGAAAUGGAAGAAACAACAAAGAGAAAAGGGGCGACGAGUUCCAGACUGGACAUCUCAUGGACACUUGAAGUGGAUCCGAUGAGACACACGUAUCGAGGUUUCUUCAGUCAAACCGACAGGAAAGUCAGGAAUCUUACUUCUACCUACACGCUGAGGGAUAAUGAGACCUGCUUCAACUACUCCAUCUACAUGCCAAAUUGUGUGAAGGAUACAUUAUCGCCCAUCAGCAUCAAAUUAAACUUUGCCCAAGAUGGCAGUGAGAAUGCAACUGUUGUCCUGAACGCGGACAGCAAACGGCAGGCUGUUGUCGAGGUUCCCUUUGAAAAGCAAUGUAGAAAAAAUGACACCUGUGUUGCCGAACUUGAGGUGGAUUUCAACUUCAUGAGCCCAACAUUAUUGGUGGCAGAAGGUAACUACUUCAACCUGUCUGUAUCACUGUCCAAUCAUGGCGAUGACUCAUACAACACCAGUCUUUCAAUGCACUAUCCUCCGGGCCUCUCUUUCUCUCGGAUGACUCUUGACAAAAAGAGACCAACGCACAGCUGCCAUGAUCUAGAUGGAGUCCUCGACAAAACUGUGUGUGGUGUCAGCCUUCCUGUGUAUCGCAGCAAGUCAUCCGCAACAUUUAAAACAUCUUUCCACAUCAUGACUGAAUAUGAGUGGAAUGACACUGUUUCGAUGACCAUCACUGGAAAAAGUGAUAACACAAACUCCACCAGCUCCCUGACCAAAAGCAUCCCAGUACAAUUUGACAUUAAAAUGGCAGUGGCAGUGGGGGAAGAAAGCACAACCUAUCUGACCUUCACAUCUGAGGACGCCGCACCUAAAAAAAUUGUAAUUACAUAUAAGAUAGAUAAUCCUGGUUGGAAGGCUUUUCCUGUCGAUGUGGCGCUGUUCUUCCCAUCUAAACUGGAUCAUGACUUUGAAAUUCAGAGAUAUCAGCUCGUUGUCCAGCAGAACAAAACCCAAUGCACAGUCACUGUUGACAUCCAGUCUGAAUACUGCUCACCAGAAAAUCUCUGCAAAGUCAUGGAGUGUGACACUUUCAUCCUGGACAAAGAAUCAGCCACGGAGUUCACAUUGUCAGGAGAUGUACAAUUUAGGAAUCUUAAACAGCAUGCAGAGAGUAUUGCCUUUCUCAAACGUUAUACUGGAGACGGUGCAGAGGUUAAAUUUAAAAGCUUCAUACGUGUAGACUAUGACAAGCAACGAUAUGUGCUGGCUUCUCAUAAACAAGAGGAUAAAGAUGGUUUCAAAGCAGAGAAGUACCUGAAGCAGGCUGAAGUUCGUGUUGAGUUCAUAAUACUCCCAGAUAAGAUGCUGAUCAUUGUCACCGGAGUUGUAGUGGGACUCUUGCUCCUGAUUGUAAUUGCAGUCAUCAUGUUUAAGUUGGGAUGCUUUAAGAGGAAAACGAUUGAGGAUUAUGAGAAACAAGUGGAAGAAGCUUCUACUCAGGCUGUCACCCCGGCCCUCGCCAACGGGUUAGGCAGCCAAUCAGAGACCAACGGCAAAUCUGACCAACCGUCAGAGGAAAAAAAGCUUCUUGAUGAUGGUGAGGCAAAUGUCAUGGCCCAGCAGACUGGCACAGAGGAGGAACUGGAUUGAAGCAUGAACCGACCACCGUGUCAAUAGGCUGACAUGCUCAAAGUUAGAAAGCAUGCAGCAUGCACAGGAGGUCGUCAUUAGUGAGCAACAUUUAUAGGAAUAGUUCAGUAUUUCAGGAAAUAUGCUAAUAUAAAUAUGCUCAGACGAAAGCAAAUAGGCAAAAAGUUACAUGAGAAAAUUAAUGCCACUGAAGUCUGUCCAUUAAAUAGGAAGCUUGAGUCAGGAGCUUAGCUUAGCAUAAAGACUGGAAACAAUAGGACACUGCUAGUCUGAUUCUCUCCAAAGCUGAUGAAAUUUUUCAGACCCUAGAUACUGAAUUCACAGGCAUGUUAAGGCUCCACUCGACAGGUGGAGCAGGUGUAUGACAUCGGCCUUUCUGUGUACAAACAGUUGUAUUUGUUGGUGAAAAAGCCAGCAAGAGUAUACAUACUCUUGACUGCACUAGCAUUUCCUGCUCCCAUCCAUUAGUAUUAGUUAGUAUUAUUAGUAUUAUUAAGGCAUGUAUCAUUUGCAUUGUCAUAUACUGUAAAUCACUCUCAGCAGUCCGUGAGUGGGUAACAUGUAUAAUAUGCUACACCGUGAGUCUGUCCUGAGGAGGAGCAGCUUUAGGGUUUAUUCAAGCCUGAAAUGCUGUCACCUUAAUCCAUGAACCAGUGCUCUUAAACAAUAUUUCAUUUAACAUUUAACUGUUUCCUUGUCCCUCUUUGAAUCAAUAUAAUGCCACUAGUUGUUUUGUUUGGUUCUCCAUUACGCUGUUUUCUACCUACUUUUUCCCUUUGAAAAUAUGAUCACAUGACACAAACGGUUCAUUUUUGUCAGUGUUACUACAGUGACACUCGAUUAAGACACUGAUGUACUUCAUAACAUCGGUGGAUUAAUAAAUAAGUGACUCAGUGAAAUUCUGAAAUUAUUUUUCAGGCCAGAGGGAAGAAAACAAGUAUACCUUUUUGAAAAUGUAUCAUACAGUAUGCCGAGCGAGUACACAUGGACCCCACACUGGAGGUCCUAUUUAAAUGAAUGAGAGUGAGGAAGCCUAACACAUGCUGAAUAGAGGCAGAGAGUUUUGAAUUCUCAGGCUUGUGUGUGUGUGUGUGUGUGUGUGUCUAUAUAUAUAUAUAUAUAUAUAUAUAUAGAGAGAGAGAGAGAGAGAGAUGUAUACAUCUUGAUUGUUUGAGCUGUUUGUCCAGUGGUUUGUGUUUAUUUUGUAACAUGUUUUAUGCUCUUUAUCAAUUAAAACCUGCUGCCUAUCAUGCA